Messenger RNA from Anopheles cruzii, 6641 nucleotides. RefSeq lists its product as uncharacterized. The record is from RefSeq and is a predicted model, not a curated record. Bases 1 to 6600 code for a protein of 2199 amino acids. The transcript is spliced from 7 exons. NCBI's taxonomy places the organism in Eukaryota, Metazoa, Arthropoda, Insecta, Diptera, Culicidae.
AUGGAUGCCGCCCCUACGGAUGAUCGUGAUUCGGCGACAUUUUCGAUCGAGUCGACUAGAACGCAAUCCCAACCCGUCGGCAAACUUCCUUCGGCGGAUGACACCAUUCUGCCGGCUUUCCGGCGCACGGCGGUGCAGAUCGUUUCGCAAUCCUUAUCGCCCCGCCGUCAACACGAGAAAGCCACGGUUAAUAAUCAUAAUGCUGGUACGAUGCAAAUCACAAAGCUGGUGCUCAAAACACCACCUGGUAGCCCGAAACGACAACCGAAAGCACCGGGCAUCAUCAUCCAUUCGCUACAGACUUUAGCAGCGCCGGUUCUUUGCACCGGUCACGCUCAUGAUACCGGCACCGAAAUAAAUACGAAACAUUCGAUCAAGAAUCACAACGUGCUUAUGGAAAAUCGAAACAUACCAGCCACGCACGAGGACACCAUUAUCGCUCCGCCAUAUCGGAUCAUUCCGAUCGAUCCGUCGGGAGCGAAACUCCGGAAAGAGGAACGCACGACGACUUCCGAAGCACACGACUUGCUCCGGGAUAGCUUCAAGGAGAACAAAACACCGCCACCGUCGCCGGCAGUCGUAGUCACACGGCUCACUGGGUCACUGGGAAGCUCGGACUCGGAUAGCAGAAUCGCCAUCGCGGAACUGAAAACACGAGUGGCCAGACCACCAAUGAAACCUCUCCGCCCAAAGCACCCACUGCCGGCAACCAACACUCGUUCAACAGCCAACGAGUGUGCGAAAAAGAAGGAAAAAUCGUACGAUCCUGUACGGGCGCGCGAAUUCAUCCGGGAGCAACAGGCUAAACGGCGCCAAGAGAAGAAAGACCCACCAGCAUCAGCAUCAGGUGGCCUGCCAAUGACCGAAAAGGAUCUUAUCAAACAGCGACUAGAAAACUUACGAAAGAGUUCACAUACUCUGGUGAAGAAAAAUCUUCAAAAGGCACGAACACGGUCUGCUUCCUGCAUCCCGAAAGACACAAGAGAUCAAGCGCCUCCCAAACCAACCGGCAAACCACAACCCACUCAAACCGCUCCUAGACCGGCCACCGCUAAACCACCGACGAUGCGAAAGUUCUCCUCAACUCCUUCCCUACGUCUAGUAAGUGUCGGCGACGAACCAAAGGUGGGUGAAAAGAGUUCCCACAAAGCACCGACAAAGGUAAAACCGCUACCGGUUGACAAAUCGGUUCCAGAGAGCGUUCUGAAACGUUCAUCGGUUAGCAGUCAGUCCGUCACACGGGAUCCGGUACGGGUUGGGAAGCCGCGCCCCAGUUCAGCCCAAACAUCAUCAUCUUCAGUUACGCUCACAAGUCGACCGGCUACGGUGGGCCAAAAAAUUGGCAUCCUACGCAAACCGGACAAUGUGCUCCUGGAAGAUAUUCUUCCCUUCAGUCCGUUAAAAAAUCCUCAGACUCAGGCGCUUGCUCUGAUGGGACCUACCUCUAAUGCCUUUUCUAUGCGACCACGGCCUACGACGAUGGUGAACGCUAAGCUAAUUGUUAUCAACGACGAAGACAGAGAUGUCGGGAAACCGCUCAACGAGGCGGAAAAAGAACUAAAGCUCGAAGUGCCAGACGUGACGCUAGUUCCUCCGGCAGCACCGUCAUCAAUCGGAAGGGAGGAUGAAGGAAGAAAAGUUGACGCUUUGCAAGAGCACGAUCUUCACCAGUCCCAUCAUUCGAUCAAAAGUAUUCCUCCCUGGCUGAAGCAAUCACUCCGACAGCCGGACCCCUAUCCGUUCAUCGUGGCCGUACGAAAGAAGCUGGAAGCGGUGCGCAAUGUGCGGGCAGAGGAAGAGGCGAAAAAUCGGACCAUGAAGCCGUCAACCGAAAAACAGGAAGAGGUUAACGCUCGUACCAAUGCCUACUUGGAUGUAAUUCAUGGCGUACCCAGGAUCGCGCAGAAACUAACAGAAGUUAAGCCUGUUCCGAUGGUCCACAAUGAGCCGUCGCUCAUUUCGACAAACAUUUCGGGGAACGGUGAAUUUAACACAUCGUCCGAAAUCAGCUCGAUUAAGUCGGACGUUGCACUGCCACUGCCACCGUUGUUUAGUAGCACCAAGAUUGAAAUGUUUCCGGCUCGCAUCGAUCCUCCAGCAACGGUAAACGCUCCCGUGAGUCCUCUUUCGAUCGAACAGAUUGCCAGUCUGAGAGUAAUUACAACUCCGGCCGUGUCGGAUGUUUCCCGAUCGCCGCGUCGCCAGGAGAACAAACAUGUAGAAGAGCGGGUGCGCCUUAUGCCGCCACCACCACAACCUCCUGGACUUCCGGAGACAUCCGAUCGUACACAGCGCGAGCUCGACUAUCAGCGAAUGUUGGAUGCGUUCAAUCGUAGCCUUACGCACGUAAUCGAAGUCAACCAGCAACUUUAUUCAGCCCUCCAAAAGCCACCUUCACCGCAGCGGCCCGUAGCGAUGCCACAAGAAAUCCUUAAAAUUCGUGACGAAAUGACACAAACCUCAGCACCGCUGACCGUGCCGCCGUCCGGGAUCGAAGGCACAUCGGAGGCGGUACCACAAGCCCGCAAAGCACUCUCCAGUGUCAUGGCGUUUCCAUCACCGUCUGCCACGACAGCAUCGCAUUACAGUGACGAUUUCGAGCAGCAAAGCCAAACCGGAUUGGAGACGCCGAAGAAAAAGUCCCCAACAGUGUCCUCCUUUUCAUCCCCAUCGUCAUCAUCAUCAUCGUCAGAAUCGAGCUCAUCCACUUCACCCUCCGCUUCACCUACCGGUUCGGGUGAUGGGACAAGCUCAAAUCCGUCGCACAGCAGUUCGGCCACCUCUUCCCACAGUGUCACCGAUCGGCGGGAAUCGGAUUCGAAACCAACAACGGCCAAUAACAACUCGAGUGAGUUCGAUUCACGCUCGUCCGGUCACUCCGACAACAGCCACAAUAAUACGGCCAACAACAAUAUACCUACGGUGGCGGAAGAAUAUCUUCCAUCGUUCGAGGAGAGUUUGCGCCGUGGGCAAAUGUCGGGCAGUGGCCAUACCCAGGACAAGAGUGAUCGCAAUGCGAAUCACAAAAACGAAAAGGAAGGCUCUGAUUCCAAUGCCGCCGGUGCUGAGAGCAGCAUUGGGGAGGAAAUUCACUCGAUCGCCAUCGAUGGCGAGGAGCGUUCGUUCUUCUUGAACCACUCGGAAGAAGCAGUUGAACGAAAACUGAAGGAAAACUUCGUGCCGGGUGCGGCCGUUUUGAUGGAAAAACCAUCACCUCCAGGAUUCAGGAAGGCAUCGAUCGGCGAUACGACGCUCGGGAGCGAUCUGCUGGCAACGAUCUUCAACCGAACGGAUCUGGAAGUAUCGAUCCUGUCCACGACGGUAUCGGAAACGAAUCUUAGCUACUCGUCGAUCGGAUGGUACGAUCAACUGAUCCACAGCGAGCGCAGCAGAGAGGAACAUUUGAUUUCGCGUGUCCAAUCGAAGCAAAAGGCACUACUUAACCGAGCCAAGGGACAGCUGGCGUGGUUGGAGCUACAGAAGCAACGUUAUCGAGAGCGGGGCCAAACCGAACACAUUUCAGGCAUCAAAAAGAAGCAACGAGCCAUUCUGGUGCGCCUCGAGAAGGAACGUGAGGAACUGAAUCGCACGAUCUCCAAAUCGUCCGCCGAUUCAACGAACAACACGACCCUACGCUCCGGUCGAUCACCGUUAACAGCUAAGAACAUGAACAGCAAACUCAGUUCCUACUGCUCUUCGCCCCCUGCGGUCGAUUCAACUUCACUGGCCCUUCGUAAAGCAUCCAGCGGGUUGCAAUCGCAUCAUCAUCAUUCCCGCCGACUCGGAAACAGUCCGCAACGGAAGCAAAGAAUCGCGGGCACGACAACCACCAGCAAUUCGAUACACAUUGCCAUCCGUGGUAGGGAACUCGAGCCCAACGAGCGCUUGGAAGACAUUCUCCUGCGCCGAGAGGAAGAACUGCACAAGCGCAAGGAUCACGUACGGCGGCUGCUCGAGUGGCACCGGAAGCUUGAACGCGAGGAAGCAGAUCUGCUGGCCGUCGAAGAGAAACUACGCGCGUACAACGAUCGUAAGCUACUCGGAAAGGGCGCACACCACAAAAGCCACCCAACUUCAAGCGGUCCGUCGAUCGAGGCGCGAAUGCGUAGCAUUGAGAAAAGUCUGGAAACGCUGCAUAGCAUUCCAUCGGCGCAGGUGAAUCGUAACACCGGAACACCGGAUCAGCCAGAACAGGGCGAGACGGAAGAAGAAGAAGUGGUCAUGCUGGAUGGGAAAAAGUUGAACCGGUUGUGGCGUCGGUUGACGGGCUUAAAAACGCAACGGUACGAGAUCGAGCGAAGCUAUCGCGUCACUCGUUCCAUGCUGGAGGUCCUUUACGAGGAUGCAAAACGAUGGGUACUGGGGAGCCUCCGCCCGGGAGAGGAACCACGGAACGGUACCCUGCUGGACGAAUCGAACGUGACCAACAGCAGUCUUGCGACGAUCCAAGCCGAGACGAGAGCGAUCCCCUCGAUCACCAACACCAAAACGAGUGAGCCCCGGAAUAUUCCGGAAGAGUCGCUCAGAGAGGAAGAAGAGAUCCCCGCUGCGGAAGGUCCAAAGAGCGGCGAGCUUCUUUCGUCUACGGUCAAAAGCUGGUCACCGGAGAGCCGGCGAAGCACGGGAUCGGUGGAAUUUCAUACGCUCGAAGAGACGGCCUAUCAAACGGCUGAUUUCGGUUCGCAGGAGGAAUCCCCCGGGGACGAUGCAGUCGUUCAGAGUGAAAGCUACUCGACGACGUUUGAAGAGCGGUCGGUUGUUGAGGGUGAGCACACUCAACCGCUGCUCGAGGACAUGUCGUUACCGCCGGCCCUGCUGAACGCCACGGCUUCGUUUCUUAUUUCAGAGGAAGAUCAACGUGACGGUAGCGAUCGAUCGAGUAGUGUGAUGUACGAACUGCAAAGAAACAUGGCGCAAGAGGAACAUCCUGAGGUCGAGAGUGAACAGGAGCUGGUUACACAAAGUUUCCGCAGUAGUCUGAGCGAAUCGAUGGUGCAAUCGUUGGAAGAAGCCACCGGAAGCAGUGGCGGCGAAUGUGUUUCGACCGCCACGACACCUUCAACCGUCACACCUACGAUGGCCAUCGAAGCCAUCAACGAAGAAAUACUCGAACCAGAAACGGUUGAUGCGAUCGAAGAAAGGAACGAGGAUGUCGCUGAAGAGGAGCGAGAGAUACGGACAUUCCGUGAUCGAUCAUCGCCCGGCUCGUCCGCGUCGGAACUUGAGAAGCGUUUGGUCACGCUACACGAUGAGCUCGAAGAGUUGAGCGAAUCGUUCGAACGGACACCGUUGAUGCGAUCACCAACGACACCGCCGCCUCCACAACCAAUCCCGGCCCCGCCACCAACAACGUCCAAGAUUGACCAUUCUGAUGACGAUGGCGACGAUGACGAUGAUGAAACGGAUGAAGAUAGUGAAGCGACACUGUCGGAAACCUCAAAUCACCGCCAUAGCAAGGGGGAAGAUGGCACAAAUAAUGUUUUAGUGGUCAAUAAUGUGUCGAUUGAUCUCCAACCGGCCAAGAUGGAGGUCAUGAUUCGAUCGAAAACGAUGAUCCCUGAUCGUACGAUCGGGGCAGUUUCCAUCUCCGGUAGUGGCGCCAGUGUCGCCCGUGACUAUCCCCCCGCUCAUGCUCUUCUUCCCGUCAAUAGUGGGUCAUCUCUUAUUGCACCGCCUGCCGUCCGAAUGCCUGACAUCAUCAGUCAUCAUCACGAGGCGGAAGUGCUGCGUCGUCAAGAGCUUCGGAUCGAGCAGGAAAUAAAGGUGCUCGAGCAGCAGGUCGGAUUCUUUCGCGAGAUUCCCAACAAACCUCCGCCACCCUACAUUCCACCCGCCAACGGAAGUCCGCUAGCGUUACUCUUCCCUCCGGAGACACGCCUCGACGAGCUGAUCGAUGAACGGCUCGAAGAGCUGUACCAUCAGCGCUUGCCGGCCGAACAGUUAUGCUCCGAUCACGUGACGAACGUGUACGAAAAGCUUACGCUCGACAUGUGCAACGAACUGUUCCGAGACCUGAGGCCACCCGAACCGACCGUUUCUUUUCGCGCCCUGACCCACGAUAAACGCCCUCUGGCGUUCUACAACCCUCCGGAUAAACUAGGCUGUCUAAGGGAUUAUCUGCGGCGCAAGGUAAAGCGCAUUCUCAACGAGGAACAACAGCAGCAGCACCACCAUCACAGUCUGGUGCAAGCGCUGAACCCGCUGCAGUACCAGCAGCAGUGGCUCCAUCAUCUUCAGCACCACCAGCAGCACCACCACCUUCACCAUUACCAUCAGCAGCAGAUACACCAACAACAGCAACAGCAGCAGCAGCAGCUUCUGCAUCAGUGCGCCACGGUUCCGUUGGUGUACGCAAACGGUGCGUGCGCAGGGAAACGAAAGCGUGACCAGGUGGACGAGAUCCUUGCCGAGGAGAUGCACGACGACGAUGCACACUGGACGAACUUCGAUCGAGAAGAGGUCGAAGUGAAAGAUCGAAUCACGGACGAGCUGCUGAAGUCUUUGUUCGGGGAAGCACUGCGCGACAUGACCGAGGCGUACCGGUGCAAAUUACAGCGGAAAGAGGAAGCUACUUCUGCACCGAAGGAAAGUGCCAUGUAACGUGCCGUGCAUAUCGGCAAUCCAAGCCGCACACAUCUGAU